Molecule: messenger RNA, 2503 nt
Organism: Bombus impatiens (common eastern bumble bee)
Lineage: Eukaryota; Metazoa; Arthropoda; Insecta; Hymenoptera; Apidae
Product: tumor necrosis factor receptor superfamily member 4-like
Exons: 2
Coding region: 544-1074 (176 amino acids)
Biological process (GO): inflammatory response
Molecular function (GO): tumor necrosis factor receptor activity; protein binding
Source: RefSeq, a predicted model, not a curated record
CACUGUUGCUGUUCCCUCAAUUCACGCUCAGCCACCGUCGAAGUCGGUUCUUUUUCAUCAAUCUUUUUCCAGUGCGAAGCUACUUAACUGGUCAGUAAGGGAAACGGAAAUAUCAAACGUCUUAUUAACAAAACUGAUUAACCUGAUUAACCAAACUGAUUGACUGCUACCUGAUUCGAACUAGUAAGUUUACUAGUAAGUCAUAAACUUUUGUGAAAAUCGAGUUGGUUAACGUGUCGUAAUUUCGAUCGAACAUAUAUCGAUCGAUCGAUCCGUUCGAUGAAAUCGAAUCGUGCCGCGAACCAGAUCGUGUUGUAAUCGAUAAAAUAUAUAAUCGCGUGGCCGGGUUGUGGGCCGUGGAAAUCGGAUUUUCAGCGUCUCGUUCGAAAAUAGAACGAAAUUUACGACUUAGGAGCCGGUGCUCGUGAUCGAUGUGCACCUGCAAGGAAUAGCGUGGGAUGCUGUAAGCCAAGGCGACUGCCGGCUAACAUCGCAGCUACUUGAACGUGAAACGUAUCAACAGGGAACGAUAACCGAACGAGGAUGCUUCCUGCUAGAAGAUUAAUCAUUGCCGUGUUUGGUGUUUGCUUGUUGACCGCUCUUUUUGAGGUGAGCGAAGCCAGGCCGCACAUCAGGCAUCAGAAAGACGGGAGCCAUUGUAGCAGAUGCGGUCCAGGCUGGGGCGCCGUGAACCAUUGCGUCCGUGGCCAUGACACCGAAUGCGGCAAAUGUGCACCAGGCACCUACAGCCCCCACCACAGCACCCAGCCCUGCUGGAUCUGUUCUAGGUGCGGUCCAGGCCUGUACGAGGCGCAUCCUUGCACUUCCAAAACGGAUACCGUCUGCGAUUCCUGUCACAGGCCUGCCCCGGAUAAUCUCGACUAUCGAAACAAGUGUAAAGGUCGAACGAAUUUGUUUCUCGCACCGGAGGACGCGUUCGACACUGCGGAGCAGAGUAUCUUGGUGAACGAACCCGAUGGACGGGAUCUGUUGGCUGACGGAGACAAAGUGCUGGAGAAAGACGCCGAGGCGGCCAUUAUCAACGGAGAAUUUAAUUUUUUGGAAAGGUUCUAGGACUGGAAUCGUUUAGUACAGUUGCCGCUACUUUGUUUCCAUUUUUAAGAAAACGCUUUCUAAAGAUAUUACCGCGUUCCGGUUAAUCCGAACGAAAGAAUCGCCCGUUACCGUUAAGUUUUAGUCAUCGAUGAUCCGCCAUUCUCUUCUUCUAAAAGUAGUAGACAAAAAUUCUACUUUCUAAGACUCGGCGAUCUUCCAACAUUCCGCGACAACUAUAUCUUGACGAACCGUGAAGGAGGCGCUUUCGUUUCCUCAUAUCCUUUGAAACGUUCCUACGGUUCUACAAGAUCCUGUUCGGACGAGUAGAUCGGGAUCGGAGAUCGAGAGGAAGCUUUCUCCUGGGAUAUCGGGUUUCCUUGAAUCGUCCGGGGAAAAUUGCAAGAUCCAGCUGUGUGGAAUACCACCGAAUACUCUUCGUAGAAAUUCAUAAGACGAAGUGAGGACGAUUAAGAAAGUUUUCGGCUUCGAAUAGAAGCGGAAGAUCGUGGAUUAAGACUCGUUAGCCCCGUCGAGUUCGUUUGCAAGCUUUAAGACUGUGGAUCAGAUUGAAGGAUUUUAAAAUCGCUGAUCGAAUUUAAAAUGUUCAUCGAGAGAAAGAUUGAAUUAUUAGAACACGUUAUUAUUCAAAUGAUCGAUAUCUGCGCUUUAAGUUGAGGCUCGACUGGUUAACGUCUACUACUUGUCAACGCUGGUGCUCGUUUUUUUUUUUUCUUUUCAAUUUUCCUAUUACGUACCUUUUUCUUGUAUAUUUUAAUAGUAUGUAUAAAUAUUCGAGAAGGAAUUGGUCGGCUUAGAUCGAUCCCUCGUUGCUAGUCAGUUAACCACUAAGUAGUCUGAUAAGAGGUAUCAUAUGGAAUCGACACGAGGUAAUAUUUAAACAGCGGUGUAUACCGUACGCGUAUGCCGUCAUAGUUCGACUCUAAACGUAAUAUAUAACGGCACGUCAUCUUCCACCGAGCGAUAUAUUGCACCUUUGAUGUCGACAGCUCGUUAAUCAUGGUACUCGGAAAGUCCAGUUCAUCAUGGCGUUCGAUCUCUUUCGACAAAAUAUUUCCGAUUGUCUCGUAUGGGAUACACUAUGAGAAUUUCGAACGGUAAGACUAGAAAGCUUGCGUUAAUUUUGAAACGACGUCUAAUCGGUUACGUUAGUUUGCCAAUUAAUGCUAAUAAAUACGAGAUACUUAGAUGGUACUUAGAUGCGAUUCUCUAGAGUAUCUUUGAUGAAUAUUCGGCAUUUGCUCGAACCUAACGAGACAAUCGUUUUAGCACGUUCUAAGUGUAGAUUCCUGUAUGAUAUAAUAUAUUAUAAGCAUAUUUAUAUGUAUAUACCCAAAGAUCUCCUUCAUAUCGUCUGCAUAUACGCAAAUUCUCUCUGCAGAAUUCUUUCAUUCGAAGAAGCUAAACAUUCUUUCUCUUUCUUCUUUCG